This is a messenger RNA of Sciurus carolinensis (gray squirrel), 905 nucleotides long. It is a transcript of the gene Ddit3, whose product is annotated as DNA damage inducible transcript 3. The record is from RefSeq and is a predicted model, not a curated record. Gene Ontology annotation, biological process: negative regulation of transcription by RNA polymerase II; positive regulation of intrinsic apoptotic signaling pathway; intrinsic apoptotic signaling pathway in response to endoplasmic reticulum stress. Gene Ontology annotation, cellular component: CHOP-C/EBP complex; CHOP-ATF4 complex; cytoplasm. Gene Ontology annotation, molecular function: DNA-binding transcription activator activity, RNA polymerase II-specific; protein heterodimerization activity; transcription factor binding. Lineage: Eukaryota; Metazoa; Chordata; Mammalia; Rodentia; Sciuridae.
AGAUCACGGCUCCGAGGUUCGAGGUCAAACUUGGGUGUAAGGCAGAGCAUAUCAUGUUGAAGAUGAGCGGGUGGCAGCGACAGAGCCAAAAUCAAAUCCGGAACCUAAGGAGAGAGUGUUCCAGAAGGAAGUGUAUCUUCAUACAUCACCACACCUGAAGAACCUUAUCCAACUGCAGAGAUGGCAGCUGAGUCAUUGCCUUUUUCCUUUGGGACGGUGUCCAGCUGGGAGCUGGAAGCCUGGUAUGAGGAUCUGCAGGAGGUCCUAUCUUCAGAUGAAAAUGGGGGUACUUAUAUCUCAUCCCCUGGAAAUGAAGAGGAAGAAUCAAAAAUCUUCACCACUCUUGACCCUGCAUCUCUGGCUUGGCUGGCUGAGGAGCCAGGACCAGCAGAGGUCACAAGCAUCUCCCACAGUCCUCGUUCUCCAGACUCCAGUCAGAGCUCCCUGGCUCAGGAGGAAGAAGACGACGACCAAGGAAAAACUAGGAAACGGAAACAGAGUGGCCAGUGGCCAGUCCGGGCAGGAAAGCAACGCAUGAGAAAAGAACAGGAGAAUGAAAGGAAAGUGGCACAGUUAACUGAAGAGAAUGAACGGCUCAAGCAGGAAAUUGAGCGCCUGACUCAGGAAGUAGAAGCUACACGCCGUGCUCUAAUUGACCGAAUGGUUAAUCUGCACCAAGCCUGAACAAUUGGGACCAUCACUCCCCAACUGGGGCCACUACCGACCUUACCCUGAAGUGGCUACUGACCACCUUUACACCAGUGCCAGGGAUGUGACCCUCAACCACAUGUCCAGUAGGGAAAAGGCAUGGGGGAGACAAAAGAAAGGGUCUCAGGUUGUAUAGAGAUUGUACAUUUAUUUAUUACUGUUCAUGUCCAUUAAAGAGACUUUCUAUGAGCCUAUAA